Molecule: messenger RNA, 513 nt
Organism: Scomber scombrus (Atlantic mackerel)
Lineage: Eukaryota; Metazoa; Chordata; Actinopteri; Scombriformes; Scombridae
Product: cornifelin homolog A-like
Exons: 4
Coding region: 1-513 (170 amino acids)
Source: RefSeq, a predicted model, not a curated record
AUGUCGACCACUUUUGCUGAUGUCCAGCCUAUACCGGAGCCAUCGGCGACCAUUGCAGACACCCUCCUGUCCCUGAGCCUUCAGCAGCCAAUGGAAACUCAUCUCUUGACAAACUGGGACUCCGGCCUCUUUAGCUGUUGUGAUGACAUAAGUUCUUGUUGCUAUGGUUUCUGGUGCUGCCCGUGCCUUGCCUGCACUGUUGCAGGAAAAUUUGGGGAGAACCGUUGUCUUCCAUUGUGUGACAUACUCGGUCCUUCCAUAACUGCAGCCUGUGGGCUACCUCUGUGUGCACCUCCUGCAGGCUUGGGUCUAAGGGUUGCCAUUCGACACAGAUAUGGUAUCAAGGGUACAGUCUGUAAGGACAUUGUGUCCUCCUGCUUCUGUGUGUGGUGCUCCUGGUGUCAGAUGCAUCGUGAAUUAAAAUUUCGCAAGAAAAGCACUGUUGUUGUUGUCAACAUGCAGCCAGCUCCAGUGAUUAUGGCUCCCGGAAACACAGUACUUGUGAGCCAAUAA